Messenger RNA from Macadamia integrifolia, 760 nucleotides. RefSeq lists its product as uncharacterized. The coding region runs from base 81 to 575 and encodes 164 amino acids. The transcript has a single exon. Lineage: Eukaryota; Viridiplantae; Streptophyta; Magnoliopsida; Proteales; Proteaceae. The record is from RefSeq and is a predicted model, not a curated record.
UCCCAAGCCCUAGUUGGCUACUUGUAUCUGCUCAGAGUCUCAGACUGCUCCUACCUCCAAUUGGAUACUAGACCCCUCUAAUGCCUCAGUUUCUGCAACUACAAGCCAUGGAAGCUCAGACCCAGCUUCAACUCCAUCAUAUUCAAACCCUCACCACCCGCCGCCUCAAUCUCCCUCCCAUUACUAAAGCUUCAGUUUCAACAUUUUCCAGACCAACUCGAUCUUUCUCUUUCCAAAAUGGAACGAGAUUGGGAUUACCUAAAUCCAUAGCUCCAGUGGCAUCAUCCAAACAAAUACUGGAAUCAGGAUUGGUAAUAGAAGAAGGAGCUGAAGAAGAUAGGGAGAUGAAAGCAGAGGAAUGGAUGGAGCUGGGAUUUGAUGAGGAAGAGAAAGAAGAAAAGAUGUACGGAGAGAAGAAGAAAGGAAUAGUGGAGAUGAUGGAAUACUUGGAAGAAGAAGCCAUCCUUGGGAGCGACCCAGGGAGAAACCCCACCGAUUAUAAUCGAAGAGCCCUUAUCUUCGACAAGAGUUCUCGAGUCUUCCAAGCUCUCAAACAACGCAACGCUCUCGGUUAAAUGUUCUUACUAGCUUCCAACUUUGUUAAAGUCUAUGGUUAAUUUGUAAUGGUGCGUGCAUUUAUUAUAAUUUUCAUAAUCAGUCCUUCCUUUUACAUGAAUCCUUCUGCAAUCUCUUGGUAAUAUUGUAAUCUUGUAAUCUUGUAAUCUCUAUUAUUGCUUAAAGUGAUGUUUUAACUUUGACU